Messenger RNA from Zingiber officinale, 3909 nucleotides. RefSeq names its product transcription factor MYB105-like. The record is from RefSeq and is a predicted model, not a curated record. Bases 2824 to 3714 code for a protein of 296 amino acids. Gene Ontology annotation, molecular function: DNA-binding transcription factor activity, RNA polymerase II-specific; RNA polymerase II cis-regulatory region sequence-specific DNA binding. The transcript has 5 exons. Gene Ontology annotation, cellular component: nucleus. Lineage: Eukaryota; Viridiplantae; Streptophyta; Magnoliopsida; Zingiberales; Zingiberaceae. Gene Ontology annotation, biological process: regulation of DNA-templated transcription.
UCUUACAAACAAAUAGUAUUUUCUGAAAGUCCAACUGCAAUAUAUCAAAUAGAUAGCAAACUAUUGCUCUCUCCAAUAAUGGAAAUACUGUUGCUAUGUAUGCAAAUGUCUCCCUGGUAUCCUCAUGCACCAUGUUGUAGAUCAUCAUUCGUUUUGGGAUUGUUUAAUGAAACUGGUCAAUGGUUAGGAGAAUAGUCAGAGCACUGAACAUAGAUGAGACAGCAAAGUAAUGGACUUAUAUUGUAUGUUAUCCUGGCUGAAUACCCUUACAUAAGCCCCUCAAGUGAAAUGAUUUAGAUGUUGGAGACAUGGCGAAACGGUGUAAAGCUAACAUUUACUACUUUCCUCUGCUAAAGUAGAAUUGACGCGUGCAUAUGACCAUAUGAGAUCAUUGGUGCAAUGGUAGAAGAAGAGUAGGACUAUUAAACGUACAUGAGACAGCAAACUAGUCGACUUAUAUUGUAUGUUAUCCUUCCUGAUUUUUUUUUUCAACAAGUCAUAGAGUGCAGAGAUUUUUUGUGAAAUGAUUUAGAAAUGUUUGAGAUAUAGUGAGACUUCAAAAGAUAGCAUUUACUACCAUCCUCUGCUUAACUAGAAUUGAUCAUGCAGAUGCCUAUGAGUUUUUUGGUGCGAUGGUUAAAGAAUACUAAGAGUAUUGAACAUAGAUGAGACAACAAACUAGUCAAUUGGUAUUGUAUGCUAUCCUAUGUGAUUAUUUUUACAUAAGUCAUAGAGGAGAGAGAUUUUCUCAAGUAAUAUGGUGAGACUUUGUAAAGCUAACGUUUACUACUAUUCUCUACUAAACUAGAAUUGGUGCAUGCAGAUGGCCAUAUGAGAUCUUUGGUGCGAUUUUUUUAGAUAACCUUUGUAUAUUUAUCUUUCAUUUGGAAGUCUAGAUUCUGCAUGUAGAUUAAAGAUUAUGUUUGGUAGUUUCAUUUUCACUUAACACAACCAAUGUUAAUUCCAAGCCAGAUGGAAAAGGAUGAUGGUUGCAUUGGGUCUAGGCAGCAAGGUUCGAUUUGUCUAGUAAUUUCAUUUUCAUUCACAAGUAGAAAUUAUCAUUCAUCUUUACAAUACUGAUUUACAUUAUUUAUAUAUCAUUAUUUUUCGGUAUUGUAAGUCUGAAGUUGAUUACAAAUUCAAAUAUGUGGAGUUGUGUUUUACACUGUGGAUGUUUCAUUUGAUUAACCUAAAUUGUUAUCUGCCUCAUUUUUGCAUGUUCCUGGUUUAAUUCUCAAUUGAUGGUCAGUAAUCAUUUCUGUGCAUUUCUUGUCAAAGAAUCCACUCAUGGAAGCAUCUAAGCUAUCAGAUUGUCUUGCCUGUAAGAAACUGCUGGUGCUCUAUUCUAGAAUUCCCUUUAUACUGGUGUUGCAGGUUCAGCCAUCCUAAUCAUAUGCAAGUAGUUCUUCUUUCACGUGUGUGGAAGUGCACAUCUUUAUCAUAUUUCUUGUAGAAGACAAAUCCAUUCCCCGUGUAGUUUAAGACAUCAAGAACAAUGUAAGUAAAAGCUAGCCAGUUACAUUAAAGUUUCAUAUCAAACUAAAUUCAUUACUGCAAGCUAAUUGCCAGAAAUUGCAAAAUCGAAACUACUUGAGACUAAUUCCCACUUUCACUAUUUGUUUUUCUCUAAAUAUAAAAACAUCUAUGACCAAUAUUAAAACUAAUUGUAUGAUUUUCAUUGUUUCCAUAAGCUUUCUGUUUAGUGGUUGGAUCAGUGAUAUAAAUAUUUUUUGAUUUGUUUGUUUUUUCCAUUUUAGCAAAUUGUAAAAAGUAAGUUGUUUUUUUGUAGCUUUUCUUACUUUAAAUUCUCCUUGUAUGAUCUUUUUAACUUAUACCCCUAUGAUGACAUUAUCGUUAUGCUAGUUUUGUGUUUAACCAGUCAUCAAUUGCCACGAAAGAAACUAUAUGAUUCUAUCUUGCUGGUCAGAAGUCUUGAACGUGGGAUUCUUUAUUAGCCAACUGCACAGUCUUCUAAUACAUGCAUGGAAAAACAAGCAGCUAAUUGUAAAUGUAUCUAUUUUCCUAGGAGUUGAUUUCUAAAUAUACCAUUUAUUUUCAAGAUUGUAAUGAUUCUCUUUUGAUAUUUGAUUCUGCUGCAGAUCUAUACAUUCUCGACCAUUUCAUUCUUUUUCUCCUGAACUUUGAUGCCAUUCCAUGUCAAGUAUUAACAAAUGGAUGAAAAAAUUAAUAGAGGAUGGAUUUGAAAUAAAAUUGAAUUAAGACUAGAUUUCUUAGAAAAUUUAAGAUGAUAUACUGUUUUUGUUGAAAACUUUAAGGUAAAUGAUAUUUUUUAGUAAUCAACCCUUUCCCCUAUCAAUGAUGUAUGUUCUUAUUUUUGCUGAUGGACUCAAACUCUCCCAAAUAUUGCAUUAGAUUCUAUGAAUAUCAUCCAAAUAUCACAUUCACCAUGGAGAGAUUAACUGUCUUAGCAGUUGGGAGGAAAACUUGAAUGAGAAAUUCUUCUGAUGAACAGUCAUUAUUAACAGUGGUACUCUGGACACUCUUUUUAAUUUUAGCAGUGUGUUCCAGAGGUGGACAUAAAUAGCUUUGUAAAAAUGGACUGCGUGAAGCUGCACUUUGUAUGCUAACUUAAUUCUUGGUACCUGCUUCAGGUCCCCACAUUCACCUUGUCUGGAGGGUAGCUACAUGUUCUUUUCAAAAAGUUAGACUUUAAAUUUGGCUAACUUCUCUUUGCUGUUAAAUUCCUCGUGGUAAUCCAAGAGUACUAAUAACUCACCUGCUCAAAAAUCAAUCCAUCCCACUCUUCGUUUGUCCGUGCGCAGGUUACAAAGUAGGAAGACAUGGAUAAUGCUUCAGAGAUGAAUGCACUAUGAUUGCAGCUGGAGGUGGGUAGAAGCAGUAAAGAUAUUGCUGAAAUCUUUGUCUAGUGGUCUCCCUGAUCUGACACACUUCACCACUGUCGCUGCCACUGCCGUGCCACAUCCUUCACAAACAGAAAUGGAGGAGAAAGCCAUGACCACUGCUUUCCCCUCCAUGGAGUGCUGCCAGAGGUCACCAGAGAGCAGUGAGGUUGUUAAUUACAACAGCAAUGGUUUGCCAAAGAUCAGUGCAAGAGGACACUGGAGACCAUCCGAGGACCGCAAACUCAAGGAGCUUGUUGAGCUCUAUGGCCCUCAAAACUGGAACCUCAUUGCAGAGAAGCUGGAGGGCAGAUCAGGGAAGAGUUGCCGCCUGAGGUGGUUCAACCAGUUGGAUCCUAGGAUCAACCGGAGACCAUUCGGCCAUCAGGAGGAAGAGAGACUAAUGGCUGCUCACAGGGUGCACGGCAACAAGUGGGCAAUGAUCGCGAAACUCUUCCCUGGAAGAACUGACAACGCAAUCAAGAAUCAUUGGCAUGUCAUCAUGGCCAGGAAGUACAGGGAACAAACAACGCCUGCCUCUUUGAGGAGAAGGCUUAUGGUCGAGGAGGAAGUAACCAAAAUGGCGUCUCCUUGCUUGCCUUUUCUUGGUGGCUCAUCCAGUGACUUUGAUCGCAGCUGCGAGAGUUCUACUCAAGCAACUCCAUUUGACUUCUUCUCUGUUGAUCAACCCAAGGUUCGUUUGUUCGACCAAUCAUCUUUCAUCAGCUUUCCACCUCGGCAGUCAAGCCAUGUUUCAGCCAAUGAGACACCACCAUUUGAUCACGAUCAUGAGAUCACCAAUCUUGAUGCACAGCCAAGCUUCAUAGAUUUUCUUGGUGUCGGGGCCGGAUGAGUUGGCAGUUGGAUUAGUGGGGUCCAAUUUGAGAACACAGAAGGAUCCUCUUGGUAUGUGUUACCGGACACUUUGUUUUUUUCUUUCCCUUUUCCCUUCGUCUAGAUCAAUUAAUUGUUUUCUGAACAAAAUAUUUUGUUCUUAAUCUUUAUAAUCUAAAAAAUAUUUUAUAUCCAUUAGUAAAUUAUAAAGCAG